This is a messenger RNA of Didymodactylos carnosus, 1275 nucleotides long. The record is from the annotation of a GenBank genome assembly. NCBI's taxonomy places the organism in Eukaryota, Metazoa, Rotifera, Eurotatoria, Philodinida, Philodinidae.
AUGAUUAUCGAAAAUGCAAUUAGUUAUGAUACACCAGUGAAUCUUGUUGAAUUUUAUGGCACAGUAAAUCCCGAACAUUCUUUUUCAAUUUCUCAUCCUAAAGAUGUUAACUAUAUUCCAUUAGUAGCCGAUGAAUAUGAUGAAGAUACACAAGAUGAUAUUGAAUAUAUUCAAGAAAAUAUACUAUCAUUAUAUGAUUUAUUCAUUCAGGAUUUUGAUCGAAAAGCACAAGGUUUCAAAUUAAAUUUAAAUGAUUCAACACUUGAAUAUUUUCCAAUUGAAAUUCGUUUGGGUACAGUAUAUAUUUAUCAAAAUAAAUGGCAAAAACAACAAUGUGAACCAUUACCACUUGUUCUAUCAGCAUUUGAUCUUCAUACAGAAGAAUAUCGACCAUCAAAUGAUAAACAUUUUUUAAUUACAUUUAACAAAAAUAAAGGUAUUAAUAGUAUAGAAAAAUUUGAAAAUGAAUUACUUAAUAAUGGUUUUCGUUUAAACAAUUCUAUUCAAACAACACAUCGUUUAUAUAUAAAAUAUCGAAAUAAACGAUUUAUUUUAGAAUUAGUCAAAAAUCAUGAUAAUAAUUAUUAUUCGGUUCAUCGUAUAUUAAAAUAUUCAACAAAAUUUUCUCAUAUUGAUAUUGUUAAAAGUAAAACACAUACACAAUAUCCAUCAACAUACGAUGAUAUUUAUGAUAUUCGAAUAAGUAUGGGAAAAAUUGAUGGAGAAGAAUUAAAUCUCAAUGAUAAUAGUUGUAAUUUUUUACAUAAAUUAGAUCUUAUUAAUUGUGUUUAUGAAACAAUGAAUAAAAAUGGUUCAUAUGUAUUUAAUAGACAAUUAACAAAUUAUUUUGAUUAUUUUCAAGUUAAAACAACUCGUACAUAUGAUUAUUCAUGUAUGAAUAGUGAUUUUUUUGGUGUAAAAAUUAUUAUUGAAAAUCAACAAGGAUAUGAUUUAGAUAUAAAUUCUAAAACUUUAAUGGCUCAUACUCCCUAUAUUAAAACACAAAAUGUUAUAUUAGCAAAAAUAAAUGAUGUUAAAAUUGAUUAUGAUAUUGAUGAUAUUAAACGAAUAUUUAAAACAUCAUUGUGGCUAUCAGAAUUAGCUCACGAUUGUACAACAGUUGAACAAAAACCAAAUCUGGCUAUAUGUAGAAGACCAUGGUCGGAUGCAUCACAUAAUAUUUCUCGACAAUCAACAAAAUCUCAUGAUACAUUAGGAAAACAGCGAAAUACGAACAAUGAUUAUCGAAGACGACAACGUCUCGAGCAGCAAUAG